AGUGUUAAAAAGGGAGCGUGUCCAGCGAGACCCGUGGCCCAGAAGAAGGGAAGCGAGGCGACGCGAACCCCUGCCCCCCACCCAGAGGACGAGGGAGGAGGGCCGAGGGCCGGGGCCGCUAGCAGCUGCUAGGCGCUCUUCGGUGACGCGGCCGCCACGCGCAGACGCGCUGACGGGCCGCGGCCUCCACGUCUCAGGUUCCGCAAAGGCCUGUGGGAGCGACCCGGGAGAAGGAGGGCCAAGAUGGCGGAAGCGGCGGAGUCUCCCGGAGACCCAGGGACAGCAACGCCCAGGCCCCUGUUUGCAGGCCUUUCAGAUAUAUCUAUCUCACAAGACAUCCCUGUGGAAGGAGAAAUCACCAUUCCCAUGAGAUCUCGCAUUCGGGAAUUUGACAGCUCCACACUGAAUGAAUCUGUUCAGAAUACCAUUAUGCGUGAUCUAAAAGCUGUUGGGAAAAAAUUCAUGCAUGUUUUGUACCCAAGGAAAAGCAAUACUCUUUUGAGAGAUUGGGAUUUAUGGGGCCCUUUGAUCCUUUGUGUGACGCUUGCAUUAAUGCUUCAGAGAGGCUCUGUAGAUAGCGAAAAAGAUGGAGGGCCCCAGUUUGCAGAAGUGUUUGUCAUUGUCUGGUUUGGUGCAGUUACCAUCACCCUCAACUCAAAACUUCUUGGAGGAAACAUAUCUUUUUUCCAGAGCCUCUGUGUGCUGGGUUACUGUAUACUUCCCCUGACGGUGGCAAUGCUGGUUUGCCGGCUGGUACUUUUGGCCGAGCCAGGACCAAUAAACUUCAUGGUCCGGCUUUUUGUGGUGAUCGUGAUGUUUGCCUGGUCUAUAGUAGAAGACCUGAGUAUCUGGAAGUUGUAACCCUCAACACAGCUUUCCCUGAUUUGCUGCAGAGGCACGUGGCUAAUUAUAGAAAGGAAGACUAGAAGGGAAGGGGACUCCAACAAAGGAAACCCUGUUCUGGGAAUUGGAAGGUUUCACGCUUUAGAUGAAAUUCAAGCAUGUGAUGUGCAUUACUGCCAUCGUGGCUUAUCACUUGCUGCUCCUGCUUCUGAGAUUGAGACUCCGUUGUCAUAUUCUUUAGCAAUAGGGAAGGUGAAGACUGGAUUUAAUUGCUGUUCAGAUUAUAAAUACUCAAUUGAUGUGAACAUCUUUUUUGCAGUGUAGUCUUAAAAGUCAAUCAUUAAUCGUCAAGUCUUUUGCCUCUUAAGUGGUUUAUUACAUGAGUUGAGUUGUAUCUUUUCAUUGUGGGGAUUUUCUUUUGGGCAAGGUGAGGGGGUCACAGAGCAUGGGGCUAGUAAGCAUUUUACUGUUUACUGUAUUUGUCUUUUUAUAAAGUGUCCCCCAAAAUGUGAUUAGAAGGCUAACAAGCCUAUAUUUGAAGGUUUAAUUGUGUACGUUAUAUAAUCUAAGUACUUACUGUAUUUGAACUUCCUGUUUAUUCCUGGAGAUGAAAAUGAAAAUCUCCCAUCAUUUCCAAUUCUUGGAUAACAUCAAGUCAUUGAAAUUUAUCUAAAGCCUAUCGUGAUAUGAUCAGACAUCCAUUGCAUGCAGUUGUUUUAUUCCAGAGUAAAAUACUGAAAUUGUGCUUCUUAAUUAAACUGUUCAUUUCUGAGACAAUUUGGAUAGAAAUAAAUGUGUGAAUGUUAAUGCAUAUAUGUAAAUUAGAAAUACUUUUUUAGAUUCGUGGGCUUUUAUUAAAAAUAAAGAAUUUCUAGGGAUUUACUUAGGUCAUAAGAUGGCUAAAUAAUAAUGUGACAAUAAUAUUACUACAAAUAAUAGCUAACAUUUAUUGGGCACUUACUGUGUGCCAGACACUACUCUAUUUUUUUAAGAAUUUUUUGUAACAGCUUUAUUGGGAUACACUUUACCAU
Delphinapterus leucas (beluga whale) is the source of this 1874-nucleotide messenger RNA. RefSeq names its product Yip1 domain family member 6 (gene YIPF6). Gene Ontology annotation, cellular component: trans-Golgi network; membrane. Gene Ontology annotation, biological process: endoplasmic reticulum to Golgi vesicle-mediated transport. The record is from RefSeq and is a predicted model, not a curated record. Lineage: Eukaryota; Metazoa; Chordata; Mammalia; Artiodactyla; Monodontidae.